Parnassius mnemosyne (clouded apollo) is the source of this 3459-nucleotide messenger RNA. The record is from the annotation of a GenBank genome assembly. NCBI's taxonomy places the organism in Eukaryota, Metazoa, Arthropoda, Insecta, Lepidoptera, Papilionidae.
AUGUGGACACUAGAUCACGUGUCGUGGGCAGGCACGUCUGAUAUGGAUAACAGACGUGCAUCCUCAAACUUUGAGGGAAACUUUGACGCGUGCGAUUCUGUAGGAUCAGUCUUGGAGUUGUCUGGUCGGGGGCCAGCUCGUGUACUUCGGCGACGGUGUCGCAGCGAAGGAGUGGAUAGGUCACCCUACGAGGAUGUGACGCGCGAAUUAAACCGGUCAGCGGAUUAUAAUUCUCGUUACCAACGCACCCAGCCUAACAAAAGUUACUUUACCCUAAACGGCGCUCAGGAGCGUUUCGAUCGCUACCAUUACGAGUGUUCAUUUGCCGCCGCCGAAAACGGUGACUACGCUAUGUCACACGACCAGCAGAGGCAUCAUAGCUAUCUGGCAGCUAGAUCAAAGUUACAUCGAUCAAGUCCUACUAGACCAUUUUUAGUAACUCCUAUGUCAAAUUCAAAAGUGGAUGACAGCCGUUUACCUAAAGUAGAAGAACUUUUAGAAAGAGUAGACCACGAAAUGAUGGAUGUGUCUGCAGUGAAGCAGCCAUUAAAGCCAAUACUCAAUAAUCCUUUACCAAAAUCUCCACCACAAGGAAUUCUUAAGAAACCCAAAAGUAGACCAUAUCAAGAUCCAAAAUUUAACAUUGAGGGACGAAGAAGGCAAAGGGCUUCAAGUGAAUCAGAUAAUUUAUACUGCAGCUUUCACAUUGGAUCUCCAAUACCUGGGUAUGAUAGCCGUUUGUCCUACCUAUCAAGUAACAUGAAAAGAGCAAAAGACAAUUCAGGGACUGGGUAUUCAUAUGGAACUGCAGUUGCUGGUUUAAACACACCAUCACAUGCUAAAAGCUCCCCAGCUUAUCAAAAACCCCUUCGUUGUUCUUGUAAAGAUCAAGUGAUAGUAACACCAAAAGAGGAUAUGUAUGGCAUGCACAUUCUGAGAACCACUGCCAUUAACAGUGAGACAGUUGAUCACAUUCCUAAAGUUGAGAUGCCACGUCAAGAAACGCCCAUGCCUACUUGCCCAGCACUAAGUCCAUCGCUUCCCGUGAGUUCAGUUACAGCCAUUCCAGUAGUCAAAAAGCCAUUGAAGACAGUGAAGAAGAAAGCCAAACUCAAAACCAAGCUCUCGAAAAUGAAGUCUGGCAUCAAAGUCGAAAACGGCGUCGUGGACGACAUUGAAGAUGCAACCAGUAGAUCUCCGUCGCCGGAUAUUUUGACGGAUGGUGAAUGGCUAAUGGAGACCGACACAGUGGUCCCUGAAAUAGAGAUAUUGGACAAACCCCCGCCAGCAACCGACACCAGAAAAGAGGAGAUCUUAGAACAUAACCUAGUUGCUAACUUAUCCAGUAAACUUAACGGCACGGUCGUGUCGCCUAAGAAUAAUGAAACAAAUAGCAAGGAACAUCAGCAGUUCUUGACUGCGUUACAUACUAUCAAUCCGUUUAAAACUCUGACGUCACGCAAAGAUUCACAACUUGCCUUGCCAGAAUCAAUAUCAAAUUGCCUCCGGCCAUCCCUCUUCCCCCGUGUUCCUCCAUAUCUAAAGUUCAUGGGGCAUGAAGAAACAACUCCCCUAAAAAUACCAGCACCUAUACAGAAACACCUUAAGUGGAAGUUGACGACGAUAACGCCUAUUGUUGUAAAGAAGACCCUCACUAAUUCUGGAUUUAGAUUAGUAAAAAAGACGGUGGACUGGAUUGGUAUUUGGGGCAAACACAUGAAAUCACUCAUGUUCAGAGCGAUAAAGGAUGGACAGAAGAUGAACCAUUUUCCAGGCACAUUUCAAAUAGGAAGGAAGGAUCGGUUGUGGAGGAACCUCCAGAAGUUGGUUGCAAAGUAUGGAGUCAGCGAGUUUGGUAUAAUGCCCAAGACAUAUGUGUUGCCUCAUGAUUUGAAGAUAUUGAAACAUGAUUGGCAGAAACAUGCGGCCAAUAAUGAGAGAUGGAUUAUCAAGCCACCUGCGUCAGCACGCGGCACGGGAAUCAAAGUGGUAUCCCGUUGGACCCAGAUCCCAAAAAAGCGACCUGUGGUAGUGCAGCGUUAUGUAACAAAGCCUUACCUCAUCAAUGGCAACAAAUUUGACAUGCGUCUGUAUGUGCUGGUCACGUCUAUGCAUCCAUUAAGAAUUUAUUUAUAUAAGGAUGGUUUGGCUAGGUUUGCCUCCGUUAAAUACAAUGACGAGCUAGCGUCAUUGAACGAUAGGUAUAUGCAUUUAACAAACUACUCUAUCAAUAGACUCUCGAAAAACUAUACGCCAAACGAGGACUUUGCGUCUUGCGAAGGGCAUAAAUGGACUCUUAGAACACUAUUCCACUAUCUAAAGACUGAGCGAAGUGUAGACACGGACGCACUUUGGGACUCCCUUAAGGACUUAGUAAUAAAGACAAUAAUAUCAGGCGAGGCAAGCAUUAGUUCCCUUACCAAAGCCAAUAUUACAUCACGUUACAAUUGUUAUGAGUUGUUUGGAAUUGAUGUGUUAUUAGACGAAGAUUUGAAACCUUGGUUAUUAGAAGUUAAUAUAUCGCCGAGUUUACACAGCGCUUCACCUCUCGAUAUCCACGUAAAGGGUCCGCUAGUGUCCACUGUGCUCAACAUAGCACAGUUUCAAGUGCCUUCUAAGACAAAUCUGGACAUGCUAUCAAAGGAAAAACCCAAUAAAUUGGCGGGCUUACCCUACGAUAGUAGAUUAUACACAGUGUACCUGUCAAAAGAAGAAAGAGAUAAACACAUUAUUUACACAAAUACGGACGACCGUGACUUGUAUCUUCGAGACAUUCUAUCCACUUUGACACCGGACGACGUUCGCCAUCUAAUACAAGCAGAGGAUGAAUUAACACAAACUGGGGAUAUGGAGCGAGUCUUCCCUACCAAUGAAACACACAAGUACCUGGGAUUUCUAGCUGGACCGCGGUAUUAUAACCGUCUCUUUGAUGCCUGGGAAGCACGCUACGCGGUCAACCGGGAACCAGGUAUUGAGCUGCUGCGUAAGCUGUGCGCCAUUGGCUAUCACCUGGAGGCGCCAGCCGUGCCGUUGCAGCGGGCGGCGCCUCAGCUGAGCGCGUUGGAUCGUUGCAGAAUGAUGUGGAUGCACCGACGCCGCCUCAGGAGGAGACCGCCUCACUACACUCCGGGAGCUUCGCGCACAUCGGCAACUGCGAGUGUGCGCCGUCCACUACCAACGGGGCCGCUUCGCCCCCCAGGAACUGCAGGGCCGCCCCGCUCUCCGGGAGCUGCGAGGUCACGGCCGGCUCUACGCUCGCCGGGAGCUUCGCGAACGUCGGCAACUUCACGGCCACCGGCAACUCCUGCGGGCCGGAGUUCCCCGCCAGGUCGCGGGCCUGCGGUGAUGCCCUCGCCCGCACGGCAUCGCGACUCCCCCAGCUCGAGCCGAGGGCGUAGCCCCCGCCUCGACCUCAACAGAAAUCACAAGUGCACUCUGGCGACCGACUCCUCAUGCUGA